Patiria miniata (bat star) is the source of this 2556-nucleotide messenger RNA. Its product is annotated as insulin-like growth factor-binding protein 7. Gene Ontology annotation, cellular component: extracellular region. The coding region runs from base 238 to 1026 and encodes 262 amino acids. The record is from RefSeq and is a predicted model, not a curated record. Lineage: Eukaryota; Metazoa; Echinodermata; Asteroidea; Valvatida; Asterinidae. Gene Ontology annotation, biological process: regulation of cell growth; regulation of signal transduction. The transcript is spliced from 4 exons. Gene Ontology annotation, molecular function: insulin-like growth factor binding.
GCACAAGUACGUAUCGUGUGUAUUGUUCGACAGGUUCUUGUUCUUGCCUCCGUAAAUUCUUAAAACAAUUGUGUUGUACCCGUACGUACACGCAAUUCGUAUAGAGGGGUAUGUGUAGUUGAAACCACUUCAACCGCUGGCUCACAGGAGUUUUCCUCUGCAAAUCUGUUCCCUUCGUGUUCUUCUUUCAGAAGUUGAACAGAAGAUCGAGGUUUAUCCACAUACUUCCAAGGCACCAUGUUCUUUCUUCACGCCUUUGUACUUGCCCUUGUGGGUCUUUCUUUGGCUCAGAACACAGACGAUAACAGUCGAGAAUGCGGUCCGUGUGACGAGUCAGCGUGUCCCAGCGAUCUGUCCUGCCGUGCAGAGGCCGUUCUGGACCGUUGCUCUUGCUGCACGGUCUGCGCUAAGGUUCUCGGAGAGCGGUGCGGCGGACAGGAGUACGUGGACGGGCGGUGUGCGGAGGACUACAUAUGCGCCGGAAAGUCCGUGUACGAAGUGGUCAAAGAUGGAAAGAUCGGGCAGUGUGUCUGCAAGAAACUGGAGAGAGUUUGUGGGACAGAUGGGGUGGUCUACGACAAUAAAUGCGAACUUGAAAUGUCCAGUUAUGAAAGAGUGCAGAAGGGACAGCCGGCCAUUGAAGUUGACGACACAGAUAAAUUGUGUGUGACAGUUCCUAUGAUCUCCGUCCCACCCAAGGAUUCCACCCUUCAGCUAGACUCCCAGUCUGAGCUGAGCUGUGAGGCCUAUGGUCGACCCAUCCCUGACAUCAUCUGGACCAAAGACGGGGAAGAGUUGCCUGGCAACCACAUCAACAUAGCAACACGGAAGAGGAACGGACCCACCAAGUUUGGCAUGACCAGCUGGGUCUUGAUCAAUGUUUCACCUGACGAUGGGGGAAGUUACACCUGCACUGCCGUCAACAGUCAAGGCAAGGCAGACUCCACAGCUGACAUCCUGAUAGCUCAGAGAGAGAUCACUCAGGAAGGCGAUGGUGAUACAAACCAAGUACCCAUUGAAUUGUAAACUGAACACAGGAUGAGUUCCGAUGUUGUGACGACGAGUUCAACAAAUCCAAAAGAGGUUGCUAGCUAAGGCUAGAGGCUCAAUACAGACUGCUCAUGGUGCUAAAACCUGCCAACAGAGGGGGAUAUUUAUGUAGGCUUAGUAUUUAAUCAGUUUUGUAAUUCAAUAUGCUGCAUGUUAAUUAUUAUUUAUAGUGUCAGGGGUGGACGUACAGGAUGUCGAAUAUGUUCUACAAUUUAUAAAACUAGCAGCGUGACGUUGGAAGUGGCCAGUAAACAUGAAAGUGGCUAUUUCAUUUGAAACUUGAAAAGGAAUUUCAUCAAAGUUGAGUAGGUUAGCUUUGAAAGAUUUCUGCUGCAAAGGUUAAGGAAACAAAGAAUUAAUUGUUUUGAAACGUGAAAUUUCAUAAAAUUUAACAUCAAAAUUUCCUUUUGAUGUCCAUAAAGAAAAUGAUCUCUGUCAUCUGUCCUUCGUUUUCCACAACAAAAUUGUAAACAUGAAUCUAAAGUCUCGACAUCCAUGUAUGUCCACCCCUGAAUUUGUUAAGUUAUAGAUAAACCAUUUACUUUCAAAACAUUAUAGACAACUUUCUGAUUUUUGUUAUCUGAGUUUUUGUAGCAUAGAUUUUUAAAAAUUAAACUCUGUAAGAUUUGUGCUUUAUGUAAUCAAACAGAUAAGGAUUGGGGGCCAUAGUAAUAAGUAGACUGUAUUUCAAUUGAAUUUCUGGGGGGGGGGGGGUACAACUGCAAAGACACUUUUUGUUUUAGAUUUUCAUAUUAUUUCUUCAGUAGUUUUGCAUGAUGGAAACAAUACACUUGUACAAAUAAUCUUGCCUUGAUGAUAAUGAUGACUCCUUUUUGAAGAAGCGCGGAGUUGAAUACUCCGUUUCACUUUUGAACUAUGCAAAGUUUGUUGUAGAUUUAGAAAAGAAAGGCUAUUUAAAGUCCAGAUGCUGUUGUUUAAUAUAAUAACCAAACACAAUGUAUUAUUAAAGUUUUUCACAUACUAUUCAAUUGUGCCUUGUACAGGUAUAUUUUUAUAAGAAUUUGUUCAAAUCUGAAAUGACUGUUCCAUUGAUUUUAGUCAAUUAUUUAUCAAAUAUUGUCACUUUUGUUAAUUUAUCCCAAACGCCUAUAUAAUGUCAGAUGUGUAGUUUUUACUGUCUUCCCCACUUCUAAAAAAUAAUUUCCAAUAACUUCUCCCCGGAUUAUCCUUAAAUUGUAAUAAUUUGUUACUUAUUGUAAAACGUAAAAAUGUAUGCUGCAGUUUGCUGUUCUUUGACUUCGCUGUUUGUUGACUGUUGAAGUUCAAGACAGCACUAAAAAUCCAGUCUUCCACUCUCUCUGUAGAACACUAACUUUUCACACACAAUUUAUUGAAAUUGGACUGUUAUUCUGUAUUGAGGCAUUUGCAGUGAUAACAAUUGUGUGUUGAAUUUUGGAUGUUUUACAGAGUGUAGAAAUGUAGGUGAUUUACUCGUAUUUUAUCUUAGAGUGCCUUGUUACAAUAAAUGGGUGAUGUAUGAUUCCA